Molecule: messenger RNA, 1032 nt
Organism: Neltuma alba
Lineage: Eukaryota; Viridiplantae; Streptophyta; Magnoliopsida; Fabales; Fabaceae
Product: F-box protein At3g07870-like
Exons: 2
Coding region: 1-1032 (343 amino acids)
Molecular function (GO): protein binding
Source: RefSeq, a predicted model, not a curated record
AUGUCUGACUAUUUUCCUCGAGAUGUUUGGGACAACAUUCUUCAGAGACUGCCAAUAAAAUCAAUAGUAACAUGCAUGUCUGUUUGUAAAUUCUGGAAAUCUCUAAUCACUGAUCAUGACUUGGCAUCUUACCAUCUCAAACGAACCCUUCAAGCCAAUGACAGUGCUGGGGGGUCUCUUCUUAUUAAGCUAUGUACUCCAAUGAAGGAGAGUUAUAAUAUUGAGUGGGGCGAGGACUUCCAUCUCGACAAUGGUCUGAUAUGUCUUGCUGACUUACUUCGAGAUCGUAGUGUUGAAGUUCUUAUUGGCAACCCAUCUAUUCGACGAUAUGUCAUUCUUCCUACAUCCGAAAUCUGUGCAAGCGAUUACAUAAGGCCUCCCUGUCUUUUGGGGUUCGGUUAUGAUUCUAAGAACAAGGACUUCAAGGUAGUUAAAAUUAUGGGAUCUGGGUACGACAAUAAGAUAAUUGUUCCUCGAGCUGAGGUUUUCUCUCUUGCUUCCUCUUCUUUUUCUUGGAGAAACAUAAUUACUAGUGGAGUUCUCAUUGAUGAAGAAACAUCCCAGAUGUUUAGGAAUGGCGCAAUACACUGGGUUAUGAAGCGUACAAGUAACAAUUCUGACUAUUUUAUCUUAUCAUUUGAUGUGACUAAAGAGACAUUUAGGGAACUGAGUCUAGGACCUUGUUUGAAGGAGACACCUUCCGCAGUGACUAUUUUGGCAGGAUCAUUAGAUUCACUUGCUAUCUCUACUUGUUAUUCAAAGUCUGAGACGACCUUUUUUAGUAUCUGGGUGAUGAAAAAAUAUGCUGUUAUGGAACCAUGGAAUGAAAUAUAUUGUUUUGAUUCGAGACAUUAUGGGGAUAUAUCAGGGGUAUCAGCCCUUUGGAGCGAAACUGAUGGAGGGAUGGUUUUAAUUGAUUCCAGGAAAAAUUCUGUGACGGAUUUGGAAAAUGGGAAAAACCAGAAUAGUUCUGUUGGAUCUUAUGCAUAUUUGUUUUUGAUAAACAAAGAACAGGGUAUUUGUCCUUACUAG